AUGACCACCAUCCCCCACCCCCACGCCUCUCCCUCAACGCAGCAGCAGCAGCAACCCUACCCCCAGCUCAUCCUCUUCGGCGACAGCAUCACCCAAGGCGCUCACAGCACACUGAUCCCGCGCCUCUCCGAGCUCUACCUCCGCCGCGCCGACAUCAUCAACCGCGGUUUCUCCGGCUACAACACCAUCCAAGCAAUCCCACUCCUCCCCCUCCUCUUCCCCCCGUCCGGCCCAUCCCACCCGCGCAACCCAUCUCAACCCCGCGUCGCACUCCUGACGGUCUUCUUCGGCGCCAACGACGCCGUCCUCCCAGGCAACGCCCAACACGUCUCCCUAUCCCAGUACGCAACCCUCCUCCACCGCAUCGUCACCGACCCCGCCAUCCAGCAGCACGACACCAAGGUCCUCCUCCUAACCCCACCGCCAGUCGACGAGCACCAAUCCGCGCUCCCACUACAGCGCACCGCGGCCAACACCAAACUCUACGCCGACGCCUGCGCCGCCGUCGCGCACGACUUGCGUCUCCCGCUCGUGGACGUCUGGUCGACAUUCAUGCGGCAGGCCGGGUGGGAUCCCAGCGACUCUGGACCGUUGGUGGGCAGCAGGGAGGCUGAGCCAAGCACGGUGCUGCGCGAGCUGUUGAGCGACGGGCUGCAUUUGACCGAGAAAGGGUAUGCGGCUGUGUUCGAGGAGCUGUGGCGCGUGGUGAGGGAGGAGGUGCCGGAGAUGCUGCCGGAGCGGUUGCCGAUGGUGGUGCCGGAGUGGAAGGAGGUGAUGGGCGUGGAGGACUAG
This is a messenger RNA of Cyphellophora europaea CBS 101466, 792 nucleotides long. RefSeq lists its product as uncharacterized. The transcript has a single exon. The coding region runs from base 1 to 792 and encodes 263 amino acids. The record is from RefSeq and is a predicted model, not a curated record. Lineage: Eukaryota; Fungi; Ascomycota; Eurotiomycetes; Chaetothyriales; Cyphellophoraceae.